Peromyscus californicus insignis is the source of this 1690-nucleotide messenger RNA. It is a transcript of the gene Sla, whose product is annotated as Src like adaptor. Lineage: Eukaryota; Metazoa; Chordata; Mammalia; Rodentia; Cricetidae. The record is from RefSeq and is a predicted model, not a curated record. Gene Ontology annotation, molecular function: protein binding. The transcript is spliced from 8 exons. Bases 1043 to 1660 code for a protein of 205 amino acids.
UUCUCUGGUGAGAGCUGUCUCCAUUCUUAGAUAUGCAGAAGGCAGACAGGGCUCACUGUGCUACUUGGAAGCUACACUAUCCACAGCUCCGACUGGCUAAGCAACUUGCCUAAACCACGUGGUCAAAACCAGGACUCACGACCCCAUUAUCCCAAUUCACAUCCCGUGUCUGCCUAGGUCCAGACCUAGCAUGAGGAUUUGGGGUGGUGGCACCUCUUUCCAAGAAAUCUCUCUCACAUACACACACGGAGGAUUCCUGCAUCCGCCUAUUACUAUGAGCUGCCACCGAGGAUUUGAUACUGCUGCACUGGGGCUCAUGCCAGCGACUUGGCUGCCAGGUGCAGCUUUCCAACUCUCAGACAGCCCCCCUUCACAGGCCCCCACUGCACCUGCUCCUGAAUGAGGCCAACUCCCAGCCAAGCCCAGGGCACGCCGGCUACACUAAGCUUUGGAUUUUUUUCUUGCCUUCCUCGUAGAUGCUUGGAGGGGAAACAGAACUGUGCAUCUUGGAACAAGUCUGCUUCUGCUAAUGCAAAUGUAGUCUUGGUUAAUGCAGACAGACUGUCAACUUCAGCAGUCAGGAGGAGAAGGAGGAAGGGGGGAUAAUUUCCCAUCUCAGAAACCAAUGAAGAAUUUCAAUAGAAUGCUUCGACUUCGGAAAUAAGAUCUUUCUGAGCAAACGGAGCCUUUCUACCUUCCCAGGCAUCUGUGUGGUCCCCAUGCUCUGCAGAGAGAAGUCUGCUCUGUGGGUUAGUGAAAACAGGAACCUGCCCUCCUGCCAGCCCCGCGCCUCUGCCUUCCUUGUUUCAGCAGAGGAAGUGUGCAGCCCUUCAGCAACCACAACUCUGGAGCUCGCUUGAUAACAUGGGCUAUGCCGGUGCUCCCUUUCAAGCCGGUGUGGCCCACUCAGCCUGGAGCAGCAGCAGCUGAUGGAGAGCUGGUGACCCCAUGCCUGGUGGCCCUCUGCUGCCAACUCCCGGGAGAGGCCAUGUUCCUCGUCUGAAGGCUUCCAGUACCUUCCACAGUCCCAGGAGAGAGAAAGAUGGGAAACAGCAUGAAAUCCGCACCUCCACCUUUGGAGAGACCAUUACCCAACCCCGAUGGACUUGAGAGUGACUUCCUGGCUGUGCUGAAUGACUACCCAUCUCCUGACAUCAGCCCCCCAAUAUUCCGGAGAGGAGAGAAACUGCGAGUGAUUUCUGAUGAAGGGGGCUGGUGGAAGGCCAUUUCUCUCAGCACUGGCCGGGAAAGUUACAUUCCAGGAAUGUGCGUGGCCAGAGUGUACCAUGGCUGGCUGUUUGAAGGACUGGGCAGGGACAAGGCCGAGGAGCUGCUGCAAUUGCCAGACACAAAGAUUGGUUCCUUCAUGAUCCGGGAGAGUGAAACAAAGAAAGGUUUCUACUCGCUGUCGGUGAGACACAGGCAGGUGAAGCAUUACCGCAUCUUCCGCCUGCCCAACAACUGGUACUACAUCUCACCAAGGCUCACCUUCCAGUGCCUAGAGGACCUGGUGACUCAUUAUUCUGAGGUGGCUGAUGGUCUAUGCUGUGUGCUCACCACACCUUGUCUGGCACAGAACACACCUGCUUCAGCGGCUCACCUAUCACCUUGCACCACCUCUGGUUCACCCGUCACCUUGCGCCAGAAGACCUUUGACUGAAGAGGGCAUCCAGGUGUGUGUUUGUGUGUA